Phytophthora infestans T30-4 is the source of this 2657-nucleotide messenger RNA. RefSeq lists its product as uncharacterized. Lineage: Eukaryota; Oomycota; Peronosporomycetes; Peronosporales; Peronosporaceae. The transcript has a single exon. Gene Ontology annotation, molecular function: zinc ion binding; nucleic acid binding. Bases 1 to 2622 code for a protein of 873 amino acids. The record is from RefSeq and is a predicted model, not a curated record.
AUGGAGCGCGGAGGUAAUUUCCGCGGAGGUCGUGGCGGACGAGGUUUCGGACGUGGACGCGGCAGUGGACGAGGAAGAGGAGGAGGCAGAGGACGGGGACGCGGAGGCGGUCGUGGAGGCCGAGGCGGCGGCUUCCAGCAGUUUUCGCAGCAGCAACGCCACGACGACCAGGGGUACACACCGUACCCCCCGCAGCAGUUUGGUCCACCGCAAGGUUACCAACAAGGGUACCCUCCUCCUCCGCAGCAAGGUUACCCUUCACAGUAUCCUCCCCCACAAGACCAGUACCAGCCACAGUAUCAGCAAUACCAGCAGCCGCCACAGUUCCAGCAGCAGGGUUACGGAGAUGACGGAAGAGGUUACAACAGCGGUAACCCUCCUCCACCGCCAUACCAGCCAACGGACAACUUCCAGCAGUAUCCGAACCAGCAGUUCCAGCAGCCUCAGCAGUAUCAACAACAGCCGCCACUUCCACAGCAGCAGUUCCAGCAGUUCCAGGGCGAGAGUUCAAGAUACACGAACAAUCCUCCAAUGCCUCCAAUGCCGGCACCUUCACAGCCAUCGACAGACUAUGCGGACGCAGCUCGAACCAGACAACAGGCGUACGCUCCAGUGUCAGCUGAGGACGAGUCAGAGACCCCCCAGGCGGCAUAUCCAGAGCCAAGCCAGCCUCCAUUGCCUCCUCAAGAUCCACGUGGUGACUGGAACUACGCGCCUCCUUCUCAAGAUCAACAGUGGCAACAGCCUCCGCCUCCACAGGACCAACAGUGGCAGCAGCCAGCACCUCAAGGCCAGCAAUGGCAACAGGCUCCUCCUCAGCAAUUCGGCGGACCUCCAGGCUACGGCCAACAUGGAGCAGGCCCUCCAAUGGACCAGCAGAACUUCCAGAGAGACCAGAACGCUCACUUCCACGACCGUCGACAGGACCGUCACAGUCACAAUCAGCACAAGCCACACCGACCACCUCCGCCCUCGUACGUCUGCCACAACUGCAGCCAGCCAGGCCAUUGGAAACAGAACUGCCCACUUUUUGGCAACGAGAACGAUCGCUUUGGCUCUCAACAGGAACAUCAGCCCCAGCAGCAGCGAUAUGGUCCUGAAGCAGGCUCAGACAGACAGUGGGCGCCCGCUCCGCCACUACCAGGAACGAAGCCACAAGACCCGAGAAGAAAUGGCGCAUCUUUUAACGCCCUUCCGGCGAGUUUUGGAGUGAAAAACGAGCCUAGUAGACAGCCACCGCUCCCUGGCGGCCCAGUGCCCCCGCUGCCACCCAACCCACAGCCCCCACGCCCGUACGACGACGGAUAUGAGCAGCAGCACCCUCAGCCGAUGCCUGGACAGCAAGUGUGGAAGUGCGAGACGUGCGUCAAGAGCUUCGUGAUCGCGUCUCAGUACGAAGCGCACGUGGGCACGCACGUGACGUGCUCGGACUGUGACUUCUCGGCCUCGAAGCGAGUGGUCACUGCGCACCACCAGACCGCACACGGCCAAUACGCUGGACAAGGACUCAAGGAGAUCGACGUGGAAGGCCAGAAGUUCAUGGUGCUCGUUGGAAACUCGGCGGAAGACAUUGCCAAGUGGCGAGGAGAGCGGCGCAAGAAGUGGCUCGCCAUGUCGCGUCAACCGAAGCCUACGCCUCCGUCUGUAGCGAGCCCAGUGACAGGGAAGCGGAAGCUGUCUAUUUCGUCGGAAGAAGACUUGGAAGAAGGGGAGAUCGAGGAGGACGAGGAAGUCAAGGCGCAGGUUGCGCUCCGGAAUGCUGUGAUGAAGCCUGUUAAAGCUCCGGAAGAGCCUCCAGCGAAGAAACAGCGCAAGACGAUGCUGUGCAAGUGGUUCUCGCGUGGCCACUGUCGCUUUGACGACGCGCACUGCAAGUACAGCCAUGACAGGUCGGCGUUUGGAUGUCGAGCGAUGAUGUUUAAGGGCUCGUGCUCCAAGGGGAUGUACUGCCCGUUCUCGCACGACACUGCGGUGCUGUCGGGACAGCGUGAACGCUCGCAGAAGGCGUCGAAGGAGCGCGCGACGGAGCAGCAGUGGCGGGGCGAGCAGAAGUCGCUACUGCGCAAACUGCUGGCCAAGGAUGUGCGUGCGGAGCAGCGCAAGAUGCUGCAGAUUGUGCAUUUUCUGGUCGCGAACGAUUUUCUGCGUUCGUCGGAGGAGAAGGCUGAUGUGAGUGGCAAGGAGCCAGCCGGGAAGAUUGAGGUGCUCAAAAGUGAACAAGCUGAAGCCAGUGAACCCAUUACGUCGGCGUCUGAGGACGCUGUAAUUGAGGAGGCUUCAGGAGCUGUGGAGACCACGAAGAAUGUGGCGGAUGCGUUGUCUGUAGUAGAGGCAAGUGCGUGUAGUGGGCAGGAAUCUCAGGGAGUUUCCACGUCGCCAGAUACCAACAAGCAGAGCGAUGUCGCUGUGUCUUCACAUACUGAAGAAGAGAAAGCUGAGGCAGCUAAAGAGGAGGAGGAUACAGAGAUGGAUACAUGCUCAAGUGCCGGAGCCGAGCCAGUGAACCCUGAAGAGGUUACUGCGGCUGGGUCUCUUAAGGAUGUGGGGCUGGAUGGUGACGCGCCAGUGCGUCAGGCCGACACCGUAGAAGCUAGUGUGAGCGAGACGAACGAGGCCUGCUGAGGCUUAAGUGAACCAGCGACUCGUUGAAUAGAUCU